Messenger RNA from Penicillium vulpinum, 3690 nucleotides. RefSeq names its product CHAT domain-containing tetratricopeptide repeat protein. The transcript is spliced from 2 exons. The record is from RefSeq and is a predicted model, not a curated record. Bases 1 to 3690 code for a protein of 1229 amino acids. NCBI's taxonomy places the organism in Eukaryota, Fungi, Ascomycota, Eurotiomycetes, Eurotiales, Aspergillaceae. Gene Ontology annotation, molecular function: protein binding.
AUGGACUCGGCUUGGUUGGCUGAUUUAGGCCUUUGCCUCGAACAGAAAUACCUUCGCACAGGAAAUUUCCAACAUCUCUGCGAUGCUGCUGCAAUUUUCUCGGCAGCGGUCUCCAAUACAACCGAAGAUGACCCCUUUUAUUCGGACUAUCAUGAUUCCAUGGAGAGGAAUUAUGAAGCUUUAAUUGAGAUCAAAUCCGCCCAGCAAGAUCUUGUACAGAAGUUUUCGAUGAGCCGCAAGAUUUUAGAAGCCCACGAGGCAGUUAAAUCCCUUGAAACAGUAGAGGCCAUGUGGGAAGCUGCGAUGCGUGACGAAACCUCCCCCGGUGAGGAAGCCGAAGCCAGUGACGCUGUUGGCACCAAUAAUCAGACCAACGAGCCUCCUCUAUGGGCCAUCCUGAAUAGUAUGAGUAUGGCUUAUUAUGAGACAUACAGGGAGAUGGCAGGGAUAGAGGAUUCAGACAACGAUUCUGAUGACGAGUUCGAAAAUCAAUCUGAAGAAGGUCAAGCUGAAGAGAGCAACCCUGAAGAGAAUGAACCUGAAGAGAGUGGUUCUGAAGGGGGUGAUUCUGAACAAAGAGAACAGAUGGAAUUAUUGGACAAGGCAAUCGAGGCGUCGCACGAGGCAAUACGGGGAUCCCGCGAGGCAGGCCAGACCACUCUUGAUGGCUAUCCAAUUCUUGGCGCAAUGUUAACGCACCUUGGACAUAUGCUAGAGAGGCGAUAUGACGAAACAGGCCAGGUGGAAGACCUCGAUGAGUCAAUCCAGUCAUCUCGGCAGGCAUUACAGAACACUCCCGAUGACCACAUAUACUUUGCGACGUUUCUAGACAAACUUAAAACCCGGCUCACAUGUCGAUACGAAAGAACACGACAGAUAGAAGAUCUCGACGAGUUGGUUUGGGUGUUUCGCCAGAAGGUCCAGAUCGCUCCUGAUGACUCUCCCGGACCAUUGCUCAACCUUGGAGGUAUGCUCACACGGCGAUAUGACCAGACAGGACAAGAGGAGGACCUCCAUGAGGCAAUUCGGCUAUCCCGCCAGGCUAUCAAGAUCACUUCCGAUGACGACCCCUUUUUCGCAGCGGCUUUAGGUAGCCUUAGCGGCCAGCUCAGCCGUCUAUACAGAUUUUCAGGUCAGAUAGAGGACCUCGAAGAGUCGAUCGAGAUAUCUCGCCAAGCAAUUCAAGCCACGCCUAAUGAUGAUGGCAAUAUUGGGACUCCAUUGAAUAAUCUCGGAAUCGCGCUUGGACAUCGAUACGACCGGACGGGGAAUAUGGAAGACCUCGAUGAGGCAAUUCAAGUGUACAUCCAGGCAGUUGAGCUUGUUCCCGAUGAUCUUCCCACUCUUACAACCUUUUUUACAAACCUUGGCCUCAAUCUUGGACGUCGAUACGAACAAACAGGGCAGAUGGAAGACCUUGAGCAGGCGAUUCGCAUUUUUCUCCGGGCAGUCGAGCUCACACCAGAGAAUGAUCCCGGUUUUGCGGCGGUGUUAAAUAACCUCGGAAUUAACUUCGCUCGUCUAUACAACCGAACAGCCGUCCCAAAGUUUCUUGACGAGGCUAUCAGGGUCUCUCGACAGGCGAUUCAGCUUACUCCCGAUAAUUAUCAAAACAAUAUAGGGGAGUCUAGCAAUCUUGCAUUACUACUCAACAAUCGAUACGAACGGUUAGGUCGGCCAGAAGAUCUCGAAGAAGCAAUCCAACUAUCUCGCCGGGGUUUUCAGGCUACUCCUAUUGACCACGCUGACCACGCCAGACUGUCAACUAAUCUUGGAAUCAUUCUCAGACAUCAAUAUGAAAAAUCUGGAGACAAAGGAGACCUUGAAGAGGCCAGUCGAAUGUCUGGGCAAGCAAUUCAGGGUGCUCCCGACGACCAUCCUAAUAUUAUAAUGGCCCUCUAUAACCACGGAGUUACGCUCGAAUAUCAAUACAGAGAGACGAAGCAAAUAGAGUUUCUUAAGGAGGCAACUCGAGUGGCUCAGCAGGCUUUUCAAAUUACAGCAGCACGGCCGUUAGCCCGCUCCAAAGCUGCUAUUUUAGCUGCUAACCUCCUACUCGAGCAAGGAGAUCAUCAAAGCGGCUAUACACUAUCUGCGCAGGCUAUUGACCUUCUCCAGCUUGUUCAUACAAGGUCUGUAGCAAUACAAGAUCGGCAAUGGAUCGUCGCACACUUCUUUAGCCUAGCAACGUUGGGAUGUUCCUUUUCUAUUCAAGCUAAACAGCCCCUUUUCAAUGCUUUACGACUUUUAGAGAAUGGACGUGGUGUUAUUCUCAGCCUGCUUAUGGAUGACCGGAGCGAUACAACCAAACUAAGGGAGGCCUAUCCCGAUUUGUGUGCACUUUACGAAACUCUCCGCGUCCAAGUGAAUACGCCUUCCGAGGGAGAGGGACCUAUAGGCCAAGAAGAGGGUAAAUGGAGAUAUACAAAACAACCCAAGGCUAUUGGGAAGCUUGAAAAAUGCAUACAGGAUAUACGAAAACUUCCAGGCUUUGGCGCCUUUCAACAGGGUCUCACCAAGGAGCAAAUUCAAGAUACUUCUACAGAAGGCAGUAUCAUCGUGGUCAAUGUCUCCAAACUACGGAGUGACGCUAUCAUUGUUUUAUCAACUGGGAUAAGCUCUGUCCCUCUUCCUCGAUUUGACGCCGCUCAAGCGCAGACUUGGAUUGACAAGAAGCUAACUCAGGCGAAGCCCAGCGAACGUGGUAGGAAGAAUAGAGAAUACCGCAAGUUCUUAGCUUGGCUCUGGUACGAGUGCGUAAAGCCUAUUCUGACUCGACUUGGCUAUACUGUUCAAUCCUCCCCCGAAAGUCUACCCAGAGUCUGGUGGAUUGGAACUGGAAUUGCCAGUUCCUUUCCAUUUCACGCUGCAAGCGAUUUCUCUGCAGGACCGACGGAAAACACAUUCUGUCGUGUUUUAUCUUCGUAUACCAUCUCAAUCAAGGCACUUAUACACUCUAGAGAGCGGGCACCUAUCUCUUCGUUCUCUGAUGCACGCCCUCGGAAGCUGCUUAUGGUCACGAUGGGAAACACACCCGGCGCUGAUGACUUGCCUGGGGCAGUGUCCGAAAAGUCUACUGUUUUGAAAACACUUGGUUCUUCUGUCCAGGCGAAAAUUCUCGACCAACCAGACUCUGUAAGCGUCAUACGCCAGAUUCCUGAAUGCAAUAUUGCCCAUUUCGCCUGUCAUGGAGUAUCAGACUGGAUGUACCCUUCCCAAAGUGGUCUUUUAUUACAGACCGAUUCACCCGGCUUUGAAACUCCAACCGACACCGAAACUCCAAUUGACACUGAAACUUCACCCGAUCCGGAAUCCCCAGCACAGGAUGUCUUGAGCUUUGAGAAACUUUGCGAAAGCAACCCUACGCAAGGGGAAAUUGCAUACCUUUCUGCCUGCUCUACUGCAGAGAAUAAUAUAUUUCCUUUGAUGGACGAGAUGCUCCACGUUGUGAGUGGAUUUCAGGUUGCUGGAUUCAGACAUGUCAUUGGAACUUUAUGGCCAUCUGGUGACGAGGUCUGUGUUGAGGUUGCGGGGGCGUUUUACGCUGAGCUUUGUCGGAGCGGUACUUUGCAAUACACUGACAGAGACAUCGCAAUCGCACUUCACAAAGCGGCCUCGGCGCUUGCCAUGAGUGAGGAGUAUCAAAGACGGCCGUUGCAUUGGGCGCAGUACGUUCAUUAUGGUGCAUGA